Molecule: messenger RNA, 2097 nt
Organism: Triticum dicoccoides
Lineage: Eukaryota; Viridiplantae; Streptophyta; Magnoliopsida; Poales; Poaceae
Exons: 3
Coding region: 1-2097 (698 amino acids)
Cellular component (GO): membrane
Source: RefSeq, a predicted model, not a curated record
AUGAGAUCCCAGCCGCGUUCGGUGCCUUCCCCGGCGCCGGCGACCCCUGCCCGGCUGCUCGCCGCAUCCUCGGCCACCUACGAGCUCCGGACGGCCCUCCCUGCUCCGCCACUCGUCUUCUCUGAGCUGGAGCCGCCGCCACCACCACCUCCUCUGCUCCUGGCGGCGCCCUCCGUCCUGGAUCUUGAUUUGCAGCAGACUCCUCCACCGCACGCCUUCAAGGUCUCUGUGGCCCCUCCGGAGCUCCUGCUGGAAGGGGAGCUGCUGCCAAGGCCAAGGGCUGUCGGCAUAGCCCUGGUCAGCCUGCUUGGCCUUAUGGCUGCUUAUGCUGCAGGGAGUUGCAAGGAAGUCCGUACGUCUAUCUUUGUAUUCUCGCUUGUCGGAGCGGUCCUUCUCUACCUCAUCAUUCAAUGGGUUGCUCCUAUGGUGCCCAAGCCAAAAUUUAUCAGGGACUGGAUCAAGUGGAUGGAAGGAGAGCAGAUUAAGCUGAUCUUGAAGCUAAACUCCUUUAUGGAUAGUUGCAGCACAUCCAAUGGGCAGGUGACACCAUUAGAUAUUGUGAAAGAUGACUUAGGGAAGUUGCGCACAUACCUUUUAUUGCUUGGCAUCCUUGCUGCGACUAUUACAUACCAAGCUGGGUUGCAUCCCCCAGGCGGGUUUUGGCCAGACAGUCGAGAUGGGCAUCUUGCUGGAGAUCCAAUCCUAGAGGCCAUCCAUCCCAUGCGGUACAAGACAUUCUUCUACUGCAACGCCACUGCAUUUGUGGCGUCAUUGGUUAUCAUCACCCUACUCCAGAGCCAGUUGAUCACCAUAGGUGCCAUGAAACGAUAUGUGUUGCAGACAGCCAUGGUUUUUGACCUCUUCAGUAUAAUGGGGGCAUAUGCUGCUGGCAGCAGCCGGACUUUAUCCACAUCAAUGUAUGUGAUAAUCUUAGUCAUCCUUGUUUUCUCUUAUGUUGUGCUUCAUAUUGUGCUAUUUAUGGACACAAGAGUUCCCGGUGAAUCAGCUCAGCAGCAAGAUGAUAACCCUGAACUGAAAUAUUUGGAGAAGCGGCGCAAGUUUCUAAUGCUGCUUGCAAUUCUGGCAGCAUCCAGCACAUACCAAGCCGGCAUAAGCCCACCAGGGGGCUUCUGGGCUGACAAUAGAGAUGGCCACGAGGCAGGUCACCCAUUAUUCAGUGAUGAAUUUCCACACCGUUACCAGGCUUUCAUCUACUUGAAUUCCACUGCUUUCAUGGCAUCAUUGGCUGUAAUUAUGCUGCUUGUUAGUAGAAGGCUGUGUCACAAAGGAUUGCAGGGGCACACACUGCGUGCAUGUGUGCUACUAGAUCUGAUCAGUCUCAUGGGUGCUUUUGCCGCUGGAAGCUGCCGAAAAGUGUCGGUGUCGGUUUAUGUCAUCCUAGUCUUGGCUGUUGUUUUUGCCUGCAUCAUGAUCCUAGUUCUGGUACUGAAUUUUGCGAAAGAUAAGGUGAUCAACUUCUUUAACUGGAUGUUUCACAUCACUGCUUUCAAGAGUCCGAAUCCACCCAAGAAUCAUGAUAGAAGCAUCAAAGUAAACAAAAAAACUAGCCAAAAAUGGCGUAAAGACUUGAUGCUGAUUGGAACUUUCACAGUGUCCGUUACGUACCAAGCUGGGCUCCUUCCUCCAGGUGCCCUUUGGCCUGAUGACCGCGAUAGCCAUUUCACAGGUGAUCCAGUCAUCCAUGAUACCCAUCCGAUACGGUAUAAGGUAUUCUUCUACUGCAAUGCCGCGGCGUUUAUGGCAUCGAUGGUUAUAGUCAUCAUGCUGCUGAACAGCACAAUAAGUAAGUACAAGAGAUCUCUACUUGCAAUGAAAACAGCAAUGGUGAUGGACUUGCUUGGUCUGCUCGGUGCGUAUGCUGCAGGCAGUUGUAGGAACUUGAAGACGUCGGCGUAUGUUUUCGCACUCGUCAUUGCUGUCUUCAUCUAUAUUGUCAUUCACAUUUUUCUGUCGUUCGAUAAAAUGGCACGAUUGGUAAGGACUAUGGGAGAACAAUGGAUGCCAUGCCUGACGAAGAUAUGGGUACUCAUUGAAAUUGAACCUUCAAACCAUGACCCAUCUACUGAACAGCCUUGA